ACUUGUUAUGUGUCAUACUGUUGCAUACGAGUGAAUAGGUAGUAACGAAAAGUUUGAUGUAGCUUUUAGAAUUUAUUUCGUAUAAUACAGUAUUUUUGGUUUUAAAAGAUAUAAAGUUUCAUGAAGACAAAUUUCAAUUUGUGCAACGUAGUGUGUGAUUUCUACAAAAAUGGGUUCUAGUUCUAGUACACAAGAAGAGGAAAAUAUUUCUGGAAGUAAAGAACCCACAAAUACACCUGCUGUAUUUCCCUUAAAAACACUUACAAAGGAUAACUUUAUACCAAUGUGGUUUUCAUGGAAGAAUGACUUCCUCACAAAUAUGAAGUUGAUUGACCAAGCAGAAAAUAAUAAAGAAAAGUGGGGUAUCAUGCUCUUGAAUCGUUUGGGACCUGUUGGACAAGACAUAUACAGAACUUUUACAUUUGAUGAUAGUCAAGCAAAUGAUGAUAUAAAUGUAUUAUUUGAGAAAUUUGAUUAUUAUUGCAUAUUUGGAUGCAAAAAAAGAAUACAUAAUGAAGAUAUUGAUACAUAUGUAAAUAACUUGAAGGUAAUAGCAUCGAAAUUUACGACUAAUGUAGAUGAGAUAGUAAAGAAGAAAAUUCUGGAAGAAAUAGAUGUUGAAAAAUUUACAAACAUUGCUAAAAUCUUAAUUCCAGGAUUCUCAUUUUCAUCAAGCACAAUGUCUUUAACUAUACAAGAAAUAACACGUAUUUGGAUGAGGUAUGAAAAUAAGUUUAUAAAUAAGUAUGAAAGGUAUGAAAUAAGUUUUAUGAAAGAUAUGAAAUAAGUUUUAAAAAAGAUGAAAAAAUUGUUAAUUACACAGUUAAAAACUGUAGCAAGUGUAGUUUAGACCAUGAAAUAAAUUGCUGCAAUAAAUUUGUCCAUACAUACCCAGAUAGAAAUGCGUGAUGAUCAUCACAAUGUGACUUCAUACUAUGACUUCAAUUUGAUACUUUUUCAGAGAUCAUUACGUGAUCUCAUGAUAUGAGCACCAGAUACACACAAAUGAUGUACAAAUUAUGUUGCAAAUUCUUGACAUGAUGUUGAUUAUUAUUAUUAAAUAAGGUAUUUUUGUGACAUCAUAACAUGUCUACAUUCUGAGGCGCAUAUGAGCCCGCAUCGGUGUCUAUUC
Messenger RNA from Odontomachus brunneus, 1132 nucleotides. RefSeq lists its product as uncharacterized. The record is from RefSeq and is a predicted model, not a curated record. The coding region runs from base 170 to 787 and encodes 205 amino acids. The transcript has 4 exons. Lineage: Eukaryota; Metazoa; Arthropoda; Insecta; Hymenoptera; Formicidae.